Dreissena polymorpha is the source of this 1572-nucleotide messenger RNA. RefSeq lists its product as uncharacterized. The coding region runs from base 1150 to 1497 and encodes 115 amino acids. The transcript is spliced from 2 exons. NCBI's taxonomy places the organism in Eukaryota, Metazoa, Mollusca, Bivalvia, Myida, Dreissenidae. The record is from RefSeq and is a predicted model, not a curated record.
AGAACGCAUACUCCUAGGAUCAUAAAACUUCAUAGGUAGAUUGAUCAUGACUUGCAGAUGACCCCUAUUGAUUUUCAGGUCACUAGGUCAAAGGUCAAGGUCACGGUGACCCUAAAUAGUAAAAUGGUUCCCGGAUGAUAACUCAAUAACGCAUACGCCUAGGAUCAUGAAACAUCAACGUUAGAUAGAUCAUGACUCGCAGAUGACCCCUAUUGAUUUUGAGGUCACUAGGUCAAAGGUCAAGGUCACGGUGACCCGAAAUAGUAAAAUGGUUUUUGGAUGAUAACUCAAGAAGGCAUACGCCUAGGAUCAUGAAACUUCAUAGGUAGAUUGAUUAUGACUCGCAGAUGAUCCCUAUUAAUUUUGAUGUCACAAGGUUAAAGGUCAAGGUCAAGCUGACCCGAAAUAGUCAAAUGAUUUUCGGAUGAUAACUCAAGAACGCAAACGCCUAGGAUCAUGAAACUUCAUAGGUAGAUUGAUCAUGACUCGCAGAUGACCCCUAUUGAUUUUCAGGUCACAAGGUCAAAGGUCAAGGUCACGGUGACCCUAAAUAGUAAAAUGGUUUCCGGAUGAUAACUCAAGAACGCAUACGCCUAGGAUCAUGAAACUUCAUCGUUAGAUAGAUCAUGACUCGCAGAUGACCCCUAUUGAUUUUGAGGUCACUAGGUCAAAGGUCAAGGUCACGGUGACCCGAAAUAGUAAAAUGGUUUUCGGAUGAUAACUCAAGAACGCAUAUGCAUAGGAUCAUGAAACUUCAUAUAUACAUUGAUCAUGACUCGCAGAUGACCCCUAUUGAAUUUCAGGUCACUAGGUCAAAGGUCAAGGUCACAGUGACAAAAAACGUAUUCACACAAUGGCUGCCACUACAACGGACAGCCCAUAUGGGGGGCAUGCAUGUUUUACAAACAGCCCUUGUUUUGUUUAGUUUUAAUCUAACCUGAGCAAAAAAUGCUCAUUAACUUGGCUGGUGUUCUACAGACUGAGCUAUCCAACAACCUGACACUUUAUCUCCUAAAUUGACUUAUUCAAAAUGUGACAUAAGAUCAAAAUUACAUUUAUUUGAGUAACCAGUAGGACUUCAAUAUUAAGGGUAGAUGACUACAGAUUUAUUGAUUUCUAUGGUUUGUCAUACUUUUUUUUGACAGCUUGAUGGCCGAUUUACAGAGCAACAGCAACAGUUUUAGCAGCAACUUCUCCAACAGCAGCAACUUCUCCAACAGCAUCAACCACUGCAGCAGCAAAAACAACAACUCCAGCAGCAACCAACCUAGCAGCAGCAACAACCACCCCACCAACAACAACCGCAGCAAAAACAACUCCCAACAACAACAACCAGAUCUUCAACCAGAUUAUCAAGACCUGCCUGCACCAGACGCUGUCAACAGGACAUAUGGUGGGUACACAAAAGCCCAGCUGCUAUACGACAUCACUGGCAUAACAGAUGCCAGUAAGGCUGCAAAGAAGUUGUUCCGCUGCCUGUACAGGGAGGAGGAGUGAAAUAAAGUGAAGGACUGUGAAACACUAGAGUACUUGAAAUAUUCUGUUUUGUUAAGAGUGUAUAUAUCCAUUGUC